AUGACAUCAAUACAGUUACUAAUAUUUCUCGUAUUAUUUAUGAUACCUGAUACUGGCUUUUCUUUAUAUUAUUCUAGCGAUCGAUUGGGAUCAAAUUCUACAUUCGAUUGUUUGUACGCUUAUAUACUUGACUAUACUACUGAUCAAAAUGCACUUUUUACUAUUAAUUCUAAUUUAAUUCCUUAUUGUCGACGACUUGAUCAAAAUGAUGAACAACAACAACAAUUAUCUGUCACAUCGUAUACGCAUGUAGAAAAUAAUAUUACUUUUGCUGAUAUGUAUCAAAGAGAUGUGACGAGUGCACAAUUACUUAAUUGGUUAGCACCAAUUGAUGUUGUAGAGCGGUAUGAAAAACAUGGUAGAAAUUCAAAUGAAAUAUUUCACAAUUGCUCAUUACCUUGGUUUGGUUCUACGUGUCAGUACAGAUUAGAGAAUAGUAUACCAUCAUCAUUUAGCAAUGUUGUUCGGUUUAUUUUAAAACAACGCUCUAACAAACCUGUAGCGACAGACUCGAAUAUCCGUACAUGCUAUCCAUUUUUAAAUGGUUGUUAUCGCGAAGAUGAACAGACGUGUCAAAUAUUAGAAGUGAAUGCAUGUUCUGACAAUGAAUAUCGAUGUCAUUUCGGUGGACAAUGCAUUCCAUCAGCGUUUGUUCGUGAUGGAAAGAUUGGUACAGAUUGUCUUGAUGGUAGUGAUGAAAUGGAUAUAUAUUACGAAUUUCCCUUUGCCGAAGAUAGAUGCGUUGCCAGUCCAACAUUUCGAUGUGAAGAAUAUAAAAGUCGACGUCCUUUCAAUUUUUCAUGUGGUGAUGGUGACAUUUACGAACACAUGAUACCUCACUUGAAAUAUUCGUGCUUUAAUGGUCUAGAUCUCAUUCUACGAUGUUCGACAAUUGGCGCAGAUCAAGUAUGUUCACAUUCCUCUUUAUUUCACUGUCCACGUUCGUUGAAAUGCAUUUCAAAACAUCGACUAAAUGAUGGUGAAAAUGAUUGUUACUUUGCUGAAGAUGAAAUGUAUCCUGCUUGUUCACUCAAUGAUUCAUGGCGUUUUACUUGCCCAUCAGAAAGGAAUAAAUGUUUAUCUAUUAUUGCUAUCGAAAAUGAAAAACAAUAUUGUCGCAAUGGUGAAGAUGAAUGGAACGAUUAUCAACGUGAGAUAUUGAAAGGAAACAUCCCAUUUGGACUUUUUUGUGAUGGCAUCAAUGAUUUGAAGUGGGCAAAUAUGUCUAAUGAUACCGAUGAAACUCAUUGUGAAUGGUGGCCAUGUAAUAAUGAAUACUUUCAAUGUAAUAAUCUGUGA
This is a messenger RNA of Rotaria sp. Silwood2, 1299 nucleotides long. The record is from the annotation of a GenBank genome assembly. Lineage: Eukaryota; Metazoa; Rotifera; Eurotatoria; Philodinida; Philodinidae.